Molecule: messenger RNA, 1529 nt
Organism: Syngnathus acus (greater pipefish)
Lineage: Eukaryota; Metazoa; Chordata; Actinopteri; Syngnathiformes; Syngnathidae
Gene: sp8a
Product: sp8 transcription factor a
Exons: 3
Coding region: 240-1454 (404 amino acids)
Biological process (GO): regulation of transcription by RNA polymerase II
Molecular function (GO): RNA polymerase II cis-regulatory region sequence-specific DNA binding; DNA-binding transcription factor activity, RNA polymerase II-specific
Source: RefSeq, a predicted model, not a curated record
UCUGCGUUUGAGUGUAGUAAUAAAAUACUCAUCCUAGUUUAACUCAUCAAUAGACUUAUACUCUCAAAUCGCUACCAAGGAUUUAUCAUCUUGGACUGAAGUCCCACUGCUUGCAGCGCACACUUUUUUUGCACGGAAAUUUACGACGUCCCACAAAGGCUAAUAGCGAAAGACAACCUGCGUUGGCCUCUGAUUGGUCCACAGUCUUCCAAGACAAGAGUACAAAAGAGCAGACGAACAUGCAGUGUGACACACACACAGACGUCAACAUGACAGCUCAAACCAUGGCUGCAACACUACUGGUGGAGGAACCCCGGCAGCGUAGCACCCCACUGGCCAUGUUGGCGGCCACUUGUAGUAGAAUUGGAGAGUCAAGUCCCUCCUGUACCACUCCUGACCUCUCCGACAUGGCCAUGGGACUCUCCAAGGGCUUCCACCCGUGGAAAAGGAGCAUCCCGGCCACUUGUAUCACUUCCAGGAGUAACGAAGGGGGGUUCCCCGAGACCUCGAGCGCAUUCGCAGUGACCAACACCAAUGAGUUUCCAGUCUACCAGAAUCCAGGGCAGUCCGACGCAAGGUUUCCCGAACAGCGGUCCACGUUUCUCACCAAUUUACCUGCGUCCGUGGAAGGCAUUGCUGGGAUAUACCCGCGGCUCCACGCGCAUCCAUACGAGUCGUGGUUCAAGCCCGUGGCGGAGGUCGGGAGUGGGCCUUCCUCUUGGUGGGACGUCGGCACUUCAUGGGUGGAUACAUCCAACUCAGCCGGGAUGGCAUCCUCCCUGGGCGACCAUGGCUCCCCUGAGCACACCCCCAGCGCAAUUCAGCAACUCAUCCCAGGCACGCAGCACCUCUUUAACGGCUUCAGGCCACCCUACUCGGAGUCUAGCUCCUCCAUGCACCCUCUGCCGGCUCAUUCGCGCUCCUCGACGCGUCGCUACGCGGGCAGAGCCACCUGCGACUGCCCCAACUGCAGAGAGGCGGAGAGCCUAGGUCACGGCGCAGUGAGCCCGCGUCGCAGGGCUGCGCACAACUGCCACAUCCCAGGAUGCGGGAAAGUUUACGGCAAGACGUCCCAUCUGAAAGCUCACCUCCGCUGGCACACCGGGGAAAGGCCCUUCCUGUGCAACUGGCUCUUCUGCGGGAAGCGCUUCACUCGCUCUGACGAGCUCCAGAGGCACCUGCGCACACACACCGGAGAGAAGCGCUUCGAGUGCGGCGUGUGCCACAAGAGGUUCAUGCGCUCUGACCACCUGAACAAACACGCCCGAACGCACGGCUCCGAGAAUGGAGAGGAGGAAGCCGGGCUUGGGAAAGGCAAUAGUGAUACGGACAACAGUGUCAGCGGAAGCCCGAGGCAGUCCCCGGAGAUGCACGCGACUGGCCAAAACGAACAAGGUGAAAUAAACAGCAUUUUUUACAACAGAAAGGAAAAAAAUAGAAAUGGCACUUUAUGAUGAUUGGCAGACUAAACAUGUUUACCUCAGGUUGUUUGUAACAUUCUUUAAAAAAUAAACAUCAUCUUGUUUGUA